Molecule: messenger RNA, 2401 nt
Organism: Ruditapes philippinarum (Manila clam)
Lineage: Eukaryota; Metazoa; Mollusca; Bivalvia; Venerida; Veneridae
Exons: 4
Coding region: 617-976 (119 amino acids)
Source: RefSeq, a predicted model, not a curated record
UGUAAAAAAUGGUAACGCCUGACGCGUUCCACAGGUGUUUGUUAACAAAACGUAUGUGUUCUCGUUGUGUGCAGUAUAAAAACACAUGCGUUUCUUUAUGGAACGGGUGUUUAUAACUAAAACAGUAAUGUGCAGUGUUUAAACGGUUGGUGUUUACAUUGGCAUGCCUGUGUGCAAACAUGAAACGUUUGUGUUUACUUUUAUGUCAUAAGCUCAUCUCGUGUUUUGAUUAUUAAUAACAAACAAAACAGAAACAUAACAGUAAACAGAAACAUAACAGUAAGGAUAAGACAAUACGAAUGUUUAGAAAUGUUUAAUGAGAAAGUGUCUCUGUAUUAAACGCCGGUGUUUCAGGGGCGAACAUUCUGCGUAUGUCAUGAGUGCCGAUCAAGAACACCUUCUGAUAUUAUCCGAGGUGUUACGAAUUUAACUUCCUUUCUCCUGCUGCAGCCGAAUUUUUUGGCGCAAAUUUUACCUUUCUUCAUUUUGCGUGAAUUUAGCAAGGAAAACAUAGAAAAAACAACAGCAAAAGGAUGACUUUAAUGUUGCAGUGCUGAAGGCUUUAGAAUCAGAAACAGCUUACAGAAAAGGAAAGGGCCAGAAGACUCAGCCUUUGAUGCAAAUAAUUAUGCUUGAAGAUGAUGGGAAUCUUGUGAGACUUCUUUCUUCUGCACCAGAGUCGGCACCAAAGUUGGUUGCAAUUGAGAAAGAUGAAUGUAUUGUGAACAUGGCUAUUGUUUGUGAUGGUACACACAUUCUUCUAAAGACAGCCGAUUUAAUAGGGGCCCUAGCUGUGUCGAUUGAUUUGUAUUACCUUGCAGACCUAGAUUAUUCAAAGGCAUAUUCACAGGUGCGUGGGUUACUUCAGCAAACUGAACUUCAGCACCAGUUUGAUGGGCAUAAGAGCUAUGGAUUUGUUCAAUAUUUAAAGAGAAUGAACAUGGAAAUGGAGAGAAAAGAAAAGAAGCCAAUGUGACUUAAGUGAUCCAGCUAUCAUAAAAGGAAAAGUUGAACUUAAAUUUCAUUUGGAUAAUUAUCAGUUUACACUUCCUCAGAAGUAUGUUUUACUUAACUAUAAUCUUUUUUGAGAGUCGUUAAUGAUGCCUUUAUAUGUAACUAUUCACACUCUUCAUCAUAAGUAUUUUUGAAGAACUGAUUUCAUAAAUUAGAUGUGAUAUUUGCCAGCUGAAAACAUUAUUGAGGGGUGAACAUCUCAUCAUAUUUAAUGACUAGUAAAUCCAUAAUUGUUUUAUCCUAUGUUUUGUUACAAAGAUAAAUUGUUUCAUUAACUGUAGAUUUUUUUUGGUUUGCAAGUAAAUUAAAAGUUACUAAGUACAUACUUUUUUAUUAUAUUUAUUUAUUUUAUGUUUAUCACAGACUGUACUUAAUGAUGAUCAUGAAUUAUUAAUAUAUUGCUUCUGAUCAUCUAUGCUAAUUACAGAGGAUGACUGUUGCACAAUCCAUUUAUAUAAAUAGCACAAUAUUUCAUGAAAAAACACACAUAUUUUAUAAAAAGCGAAUGAUUUUAACCAAUAGAAAUCUGGCUAUUUUAGUACAAAUUAAUAAUUUUAUAUUUCUUGCAACAGAUGUUUGAUGAUGUCAUAAUUUUUAGCUUGAUUAUUUAAAAAAUGGUAAGGCAAUAGCUUAGCAGCUGAUUAUAGCAUUAGUGUUGCAUGACACAAUGUUAAGUUUUUUAGACAAAGAAAGGCAACCAUGGACUUCUGAUAUUUAUUUGGAACAUCACCAUUUUGUGUAUGCAAAUAUAACUUUGUACAUGUGUUAGAUACGAAAAUAUUAUUUACCAAUACCCAUUCAAGGUAAUUAUGCCUCAUUUCGGAGUAAAUGCAUUGAGAAUAGUGCAGGCAUGUUGUCGCUCUAACAGCUCAUUUCAUGCUUGUGUUUAGCAAAGUUGUAUUCUUGAAUUAUGUUAAAUUAAAAAUGAAAAAAAACUGUAUAAUGUUAUAAUAAAUAAAUUCCAAAAAUACUUCAUUAGCAUUUUUUGUAGUUACAAUAUGCUGUACAUGUAUUUCCUUAGUUGUUUUGAUCUUACCUGAACAUAUACAGUAAACACGUAAUGCAUUUGAAAUUGAAAUAUGUGACAUGUUUAUCAGGAACACUUUGAAAGCAGCACAUGUGGGUUUGGAAACAUGUUGCAAGUUCCAGUUUGAAACACCAAACGUGUUUACUGUACAUGUUCAGGUGUUCCCAAACUGUAACAUAACAAGUGUUCUGCUAUGAAACGUGUCACAUGUUUCAGUUUGAAACACCAGGAAGCGUGUAAAACGGGAACAUCUGUGCGUUUAUUCGUGAACAUGUGACGUGUUCCAUUCUAUAGUGUUUCCAAAGUGUAACAGGAAAAGUGUUUCGAAAUGUGUUUAAAACUUAAACACCCGUUUUUACA